GCUUCUCUCUCUCCAUCUCUUUUGUCUCUCUCCUCUCACUAUCUCACACACUGGAAAAGCUGCUCCUCUCUCUCUCUCUUUCUCUCUCUCGUCCAUCCAUCUAUUUGUACCCUCUUUGAAGCUCUCAAAUCUUUCUCACACAAACACUAGGAAACUAAAACAAGUGAAAAGAAAUGUCUCCAACAGGUUCAUCAAGGUGGUGUCCAACACCAGAACAGCUCAUGAUCUUGGAGGAGAUGUAUAGAGGAGGGUUAAGGACACCAAACGCAACUCAGAUACAGCAGAUCACAGCCCACCUGUCUUACUAUGGGAAGAUUGAAGGUAAGAAUGUGUUUUAUUGGUUUCAGAACCACAAGGCAAGAGAUAGACAGAAGCUUAGAAGGAAGCUCAGUAGGCAACUCAUGAUUCAACAACAACAACAACAGUUUCAACAAAAUCACUUUCUUCCUCAAUUUCCCAACUGUACAACAACCCCUGUUUGGUUUCUUCCUCAGGGUGGAGUUGAGGAUGUAUCCAGGCCAAUGGUGAGUCACUCAUGGAACGUGGAUUAUCAUCAUCCAGCAGAAAGGUGCGAAGCGGACAAGUCAACGACCAGAACGUACAGUCGUGAUUGGAUGAUGAUGAUGGAUCAUGAGGGUCCAACAAGUCCUUGUUGCAAUAGACCCCUCAAAACCCUAGAACUCUUCCCCAUCACAGCCACUAGUCUCAAAGACGAGUGCACCACAUCUAACCACAUCCCUUCCUCCACGUCCACCAACUAACCCUAAUUGCAUGCAUCUCUCUUAUUUUCUUCUAUGUCUUCUAUCAAUAUCUAGAAAAGUGUUCAAAAUUUAAAUUGUGUGGAUCAAAUUUAAUGUAAGUGUGACUCACAUCACAUUAAAUUUAAAUCUACAAGUAAGACUUGUAACUGAACCGUGUUAACUAGCCAUGUGGGCACACUAUUAUAAGUCUCAUUUUGAUAAUCUGAUUUGUUCAAUUUUUAGGUCAUUGUGUAAAUCAUCUAUUAAAAACAUCAAAUUGAUCUAAAAAUUAUAAUCACAUAAUUUUAUCAUACUGGUCUUAAAAAAAGGCGAUUUACUUUCCAAAUAACAUUUAUCAUUUAUUUUUUUAAGACAAAUGUGAUUAUAAUUAAUGGUUCAAUUUAUUUUUUUAUGAAUAAUUAAUACACAAUAACUUAAAAUAUAAUUAAAUUAAAUUAUCAAAAUAAGAUCUAUGAUGUCCUGCAUACCCAAAUAGCAUGGUUGAGAGACCAGUCUUACUCAUAUUUAAAUUUUCAAUAUUUUUUUAAAUAUUUUCUUGAAUACAUAAUAUUACUACUGUAUCUAUAGUUAGGAACUAGGGUUUGGCAACCUAUGACUUGCUCAUUGUCUUGGUUUCUGUUAUGUCUAUAGGCUCAAAAGUGAGAAAGAUCUCAAUUGUCUAAUUAGUAUAUGUAGGACUGGUGCUAGUACAUCU
This is a messenger RNA of Camellia sinensis, 1455 nucleotides long. RefSeq names its product WUSCHEL-related homeobox 3. Gene Ontology annotation, biological process: plant organ development. Lineage: Eukaryota; Viridiplantae; Streptophyta; Magnoliopsida; Ericales; Theaceae. Gene Ontology annotation, molecular function: DNA-binding transcription factor activity; DNA binding. The record is from RefSeq and is a predicted model, not a curated record.